AUGACGUCUGCGCAAGAUAUCAGUGUGCUCAAAAAACAUAGAGCGAUCGUUAAAGGCGCGUGCACGCGGAUUCACACAUAUAUCGACGCGAUUUCUUUUGCCACUCCGGCUAUUGCUGCUCAGCUUGAGGAACGUAGAAUCAAGUUAGACGAAUAUUGGUCACAAUACAACGCAAUACAAGCGGAGAUAGAAUUGCUUGACGAAAAUGAGGGCAAUGACCGGAUCGGCUUCGAGGAAGCGUAUUAUUCGCUUUGCGCAAAGAUUCGCGAACUUCUUAAUCCAUUAUCAGCUCCGCGGGCGCAACCGACACAACCGUAUUCACCGUCUACGUCGAGCGCAUUCAAUCGAUCGGAAAAUCAUUCCAGUGUUAGAUUGCCCAAGUUGAAUCUUCCAACGUUUUCCGGCAAAUACGAUGAAUGGUUUCCAUUCUACGAUUCAUUUAAUUCAAUUAUACAUUCAAACGCGUCAAUCAGUGACGUACAAAAGUUACAAUACUUAAAGUCUACACUUACCGGUGACGCGAGUGGCGUAAUCAGUGCAUUAGAAAUUUCCGCCGCAAAUUAUCAAAUAGCAUGGGAUAUUUUAAAGGAACGUUAUGAUAACAAACGAAUGAUCGUUCACACGCACAUUAAAGCAAUAUUAGAUUUACCCUCGCUCACCAAGGAAGAUUCAACCGAGCUGCGUCGAAUCGCGGACGGGGCAAUCCGACAUGUUCAAGCCCUCAAGGCACUUAAAUGUCCCACGGCGCACUGGGACGAUCUGUUAGUAUACAUUCUAACCUCAAAAUUCGAUCCACGCACAUUACGAGAAUGGCAGUCCUCUUUAACAGGUACUGAAACUCCCACAUUUAAACAAUUUAACGAUUUUAUUUCUCAACAUUGUUUGGUGUUAGAGACCACAAACAAGGUCAGUCUCGCUUCCAAGGACACCAACAAAAAUUCACAAACCAACGCAAAACGACAAUCUACAUGUGCAGCAACAGUCAAAUCCAAGUGCAACUAUUGCAAGGGCGAGCAUCCCAUGUAUUAUUGCAAGGAGUUUUUGGCACUGCCAAUCAAGCAACGGGCGGUAGAGGUACGCAAUCGCAAACUAUGCGUCAACUGUCUCCGCUCUCCGAUGCAUUCAUUGGACAAAUGCACAUCUAGAGGUUGCAAAAUUUGCAAUAUCAAACACAAUACGUUGUUGCAUACGAGCACCAGCUCGGCGGAGGAUCACUCCGGCACUUCCGGCACAGGGGAAUCAAGCAUACAAAAUUCCACGACAGCCGUGACGACACAUUCGUCGAACAUUCAAGGCAAAGAUCACAUAAUGCUUUCCACAGCUGUGGUCAAUGUCAUAGCCUCCGAUGGCACAUCACAUUCAUGUCGAGCUUUACUAGAUUCAGGAUCUCAAGCAAGUUUCAUUUCUAGACAACUCGCCGCAACUCUUGGUUUACCACUACGCCCGCUAAACGUCACAAUAUCUGGUGUCAACAGUACCUCAUCAAAUGCUACAAUGGCAACCAAGGUAACACUGCAAUCCAGAUUAAAUUCUUAUUGUAGGACGAUAGACUGCAUAGUAACAGAGCGGAUAACCGAGAAGCUUCCACUGACUACUUCAAGGCGUGGAGACUACAACAUUCCUCGAAACCUCAAGCUAGCGGACCCCCAUUUCAACGUUUCCUCCAAGGUCGACAUUUUGAUCGGAGCAGAAAUAUUUUGGGAGCUACUUUGCAUAGGACAAAUCGAGGCCACUCACAGCCAUCCAACUCUACAAAAAACGAGACUAGGAUGGAUUCUGGCUGGACGUCGCAGCAUCACAGCGGCGCCUGCAGAAAACGUGCGAGCAUUCACCACAGUCAUAUCCAAUGCUCAACUGCACGAUCAACUAACACGGUUCUGGCAAAUUGAACAUCUCGACAAUCAAGUCGUAAACAACAAGGACGAUGCUUACUGCGAGGAGCAUUUCGAAGCUAACGUGGACCAGAACGAACAGGGCAGAUACAUAGUAAAACUUCCAAUCAAGGAAGAAUUAAUCGGUAACCUUGGCAGCACAAGGGACAUCGCAUUACGACGCUUACAAGGAACAGAGCGUCGGUUCAUACGAGAUCCCAACUUAAGGGACCAAUAUGUCCACUUCAUGGACGAAUAUUUAAAGCUAGGACACAUGAAGGAAGUCAGCGUGUCUCCACUUGAGGAUACAGCAUCUUUCUACUUGCCUCAUCAUGGCGUCUUCAAAGGCGCUAAACAAUCAUCCAAGAUUCGUGUCGUUUUCGACGCUUCAAGUAAGAGCGACACAGGAUUAUCAUUAAACGACGUUUUGAGAGUCGGCCCAGUGGUGCAGCAAGAUUUGAUGUCAAUCGUGAUGCGAUUCCGCACCUUCGUUCACGCUUUGAUCGCAGACAUCAUAAAAAUGUACCGACAGGUGCUCAUACACCCUUCGCAAACAUCUCUUCAAAGAAUUUUGUGGCGCAGCGACUCCAAGGCUGACAUCAAAACAUACGAACUGAUGACAGUGACCUAUGGCACGUCAUCGGCUUCUUUUCUCACAACCAGGUGCAUCAAACAUCUAGCCGAUCAUCACUCAUCCACGUUUCCCAUUGGAUCAGCGUGUAUAAGGCGCGACUUCUACGUCGACGAUCUACUAACCGGUGCAAACACCGUCCAAGAAGCGGAGACUCUUCGAGAUGAAACGAUCGAACUAUUAAGGCUAGGCGCAUUUGAGCUUGGAAAAUGGGCUUCCAACACCCCGGAAUUGCUGGAGGCAACACUCAAUAAAAAUGACAAACCCGUUGUCAUCGACGACGACGAAAGCGCCCACAUCUUGGGGAUCAAAUGGAACGCCAACACAGACACGCUACAUUUUUCAUACGACCCGGUCAUGUCACAUGACGCAAUUUCAAAACGGAAAAUUCUAUCGGACGUUUCCAAAUUAUACGAUCCGUUAGGCUUACUUGGUCCAAUCAUCGUCAUCGCCAAGUUGAUACUACAAGAUCUCUGGCGAGCAGGCAUCGAUUGGGACGAGUCAGUUCCUCAGAACUUACACGCACGAUGGAUUACCUUCAAGUCGCAGUUGACGGAGCUCAACCGACUAGCAAUUCCCAGACGCGUCAAAUACAGCAUUGAACGUCGACAUAUACAAAUACAUGGCUUCUGUGAUGCCAGUCAAAAUGCAUAUGGAGCCUGCGUGUACAUACGGACUGAGCUCGAUGCGAACAAGUAUCGUUCAGAACUUCUUUGCUUCAAAUCAAGGAUUGCGCCGUUGAAGGCUGUAUCAUUGCCAAGGUUGGAACUAUCUGCAGCGCUUCUACUGGCACGGCUGAUGGACAAGGUUCGAUUGUCAAUAGAUACGUCUGACAUCAAGGUGUUCUAUGUUUUCGUUGCAAACCAUAUAGGAGAAAUUCAACGGUUGACUCAAGCGACGGAUUGGCGACACGUACCGUCCGGUCAAAAUCCAGCCGACUUACUUUCACGAGGUUCAAAUCCAAGCGACUUAAUUCAUGCAACCACUUGGUGGAAGGGUCCCGACUUUCUGCAACACAAUGAGAAUUUCUGGCCUACCAAUCAAUUUCUACGUCAGGAGGACACCUCCGAACUUCGAAAAAUAUACGUUAACAUUACAGUCGUUGACACCAGUGUCAUAGAAGACAUACUCAACAAUCAUUCAAACAUUGACAGAGCCUGUCGUGUUGUGGCAUAUUGCUUGAGGUUCUUACGAAGACCUGCGGGCAUUACAACACAUUUUGUCUCCCACGAAGAAACCGCGUCAGCAUUGCAACUGAUGUGCAAGGUUGUGCAACAGCUUUCAUUUCCCGAGGAGUACAAGGCCUUGAGCAGCAACAAGAGCCUCAGUACAUCCAGUGGGAUUUUGACACUCAAUCCAUUCCUCGACGAUGGAUUAAUUAAAGUUGGAGGUCGAUUAAGGCAUUCAAAUCUAACACAAGACGCGCGUCACCCGGUGCUGCUGCCGAAAAAUCACGAGCUAUCAAGACGAAUCAUCACGCAAGCGCAUGUUAAGCCUGUUCAUUCAGAAACCAUUAUGAGCUCCUUACCUCCUAGUCGCAUCACUGUUUCCCGACCAUUCUCGUAUUGCGGCGUGGAUUACGCCGGUCCGUUAACUCUGCGAGAAGGAAAACACAGAAACGCGCAUACUCACAAAGCAUACAUCGCCAUGUUCGUAUGCUUCGCUACCAAAGCGGUACACAUAGAACUAGUCAGUGAUUUAACCACCGACACGUUUUUAGCAGCCUUCAAAAGGUUUAUAUCGCGCAGAGGAAAGCCUUCCCACAUGUGGUCAGACAAUGGCACUACUUUCGUAGGUUCCCGUCAUCGUUUGCGCGAAGUCUCUAAUUUUCUUGAAAGGGAGUGCAUACAAAAUGAAAUCCAGUUAUUUUUGCGCGAACAGCGAAUAACAUGGAACUUUAUACCACCCAACGCUCCACAUUGUGGAGGACUCUGGGAAGCCGCGAUAAAAUCGGCAAAAUUCCAUUUAUAUCGUAUAAUCGGUAAUGCUCAUCUAAUCUUCAAAGAGAUGCAGACUAUUUUAUGCGAUAUAGAAGCGAUACUAAAUUCACGGCUCAUCGCUCCAUUGAGCGAAGACCCCAAUGACCUCGCUUAUUUGAGCCCCGGACAUUUUUUAAUCGGCACUACCGUAGACAGUUUUCCUUGCCACGAUUUGAGCGACAUAAGCGAAAAUAGGCUCGUUCGUUGGCAACGCAUAGAACAAUUAAGGCAACAUUUCUGGCGACGGUGGAGUUCAGAAUACCUUCACACCUUACAAGCGCGUUCCAAAUGGAAGAUUAGCAAUGGGGAUCAAUUAAAGAUCGGUCAAGUCGUAUUACUAAACAGCAGGGGUUACACCCUCUGCAUUGGCUGUUAG
Cyphomyrmex costatus is the source of this 4857-nucleotide messenger RNA. RefSeq lists its product as uncharacterized. NCBI's taxonomy places the organism in Eukaryota, Metazoa, Arthropoda, Insecta, Hymenoptera, Formicidae. The transcript is spliced from 3 exons. Gene Ontology annotation, biological process: DNA integration. Gene Ontology annotation, molecular function: nucleic acid binding. The record is from RefSeq and is a predicted model, not a curated record. The coding region runs from base 1 to 4857 and encodes 1618 amino acids.